Molecule: messenger RNA, 1341 nt
Organism: Didymodactylos carnosus
Lineage: Eukaryota; Metazoa; Rotifera; Eurotatoria; Philodinida; Philodinidae
Source: the annotation of a GenBank genome assembly
AUGUCAGUGAAUAAUACAAAUUCAACGACGUUAAGACAAAAUAUAAUUACAGAUUCUACCACUAGAAUAGUAUCUAGCUUAAAUACAACAGCAAGCUCAGCAAUCAAAACUGCUAUUACAAAUGAAUGGAAAAAAUUAGAUCGUGGGACAUUAAUAAGAGGAAUGAUUGUUUUGGUUGGCAUUACGGCACUUAUUCUACUCUAUAUUGGGGUUAAAACAUUUGCGUUACGUAAAAAACGUCAACCAAAACGUUAUACCUUAAUUAACAACACCUCUGAACCAUUAAUGUCGAAUGUGCUUGAUGAAGACGAAGAGGUGGAGGACAAUACAUUGUAUUUGGGUGGAGCGGCUAUAAAAGCAGCAUUAUCAAAAGCAAAUGUGAACCUCGAUGAAGUAUCCGAAGUUAUCAUGGGUCAAUGUUUAACAGCAUCUGAGGGACAAAAUCCCGCUCGUCAAGCGGCCCGUUCUGCUGGGUUAGCCUAUACAAUUCCUGCAUUUUCAGUGAACAUGGUAUGUGGAUCCGGAUUAAAAGCUGUAAUUUUGGGUGCACAAGCUAUAAAAUCUGGAGACGCAUUAGUCGUAAUUGCUGGAGGGCAGGAAAGCAUGAGUCAGGCUCCUCAUUGUGUACACAUUCGCCAACAACAAAAAUUGGGUGACUGUGCGUUGGUUGAUACAUUAAAAAAUGACGGCUUAAUAGACGCUUUCAAUCAUGUACAUAUGGGUAUAACGGCUGAAAAUGUAGCGGAAACCUAUGGUAUAACCAGGCAAGAACAAGACGAAUUUGCCUUACAAUCCCAACUGAAAUGUGAACAUGCUAUGUCAUUGGGACAUUUUGAUAACGAAAUUGAACCGAUCACUCUCGCUACAGCAAAAGGCGGUACGGUAACGGCUGGAAAUUCGUCUGGAAUUAAUGAUGGAGCAGCUGCACUUGUUCUUUGUUCAAAUCGUGUUGCACAUCUAAAACAACAAACACCAUUAGCAAAAAUUAUUUCAUGGGCACAAGUUGGCAUCGAUCCUUUGAUCAUGGGGAUAGCACCCGUCAAAGCCAUACAAGAUGCGCUUCGAAAAGCUGAAUGGACAAUUGAUAUGGUUGAUCUAUUUGAACUGAAUGAAGCUUUUGCUGCACAAAGUGUUGCCGUUAUUCAUGAAUUGAAGAUAAAUCCCGAAAAAAUUAAUAUCAACGGCGGUGCAAUUGCGUUGGGCCAUCCCAUUGGAGCUUCUGGCGCAAGAAUACUUGUAACUUUAAUUCAUGCAUUGAAACGAACGGGUUUAAAACGUGGUGUUGCUUCCCUUUGUAUUGGUGGCGGUUUAGGCAUAGCAAUGUGUAUCGAGUCACUUUGA